CUCCUCCGAUCUCCUCCCCUGGGCGAAGGCAGCGGCGCGCGCGUCGCGCGUGGGAGCUUCUCCGAAUGCGCCGGCGGCGUGGAGCGCAAGAGGUGCUCCGGCUGUCCGGCGGGCGGCGGGCGCAGAGUGCGGGCGUUGGCGGGCGACGGCCACCGGCGCGCGGCGAUGCGCGGCGCGGCCGCGAGGGUGCGCGCCCGGGGUCGCGGGGAGCGCGCUGGGGCUCGUGGCAGGGUGCCGGCUUUUGGCGGCGGCAGCCUGCAGCGAGGAUGGGAGCGCGAGCCAGGAGAGGGAGGCAGAGAGCAGGCCAAGCGCGGACACUCACAAGGCUUAUGGGGGAGGCUAAGGGUUGGCCGACCCGACGCUAGCCCAAAACCUAGUGGCGCAGAGCCAGUGUUCGGGUCGAUCGUAUCGCCCGAUCGCAGACGGCAGGGAUGCACCUUGGCCCCCGCCUCAACAUUGCCGCAGCAUUCGGGCACGCUGAAAAAAUCCGUUCCUUCUCAAGGACGGUUUCAUGAGAAACAAGCGACAGACAGCACAGAGACUGCAUGCACCGUCAAUCCGCACAUACUCAGGGAAGGUAGCGAAUCUGUCACAAAGAACCCCUAUCGCAGUCUCCUAGUCCUACGACGCUGCGUGCUCAAACAACACUGUCUUGCACGCGAAAGGCACCCUGAGCGUAGCCUCCCGGCGCCAAUGGAGCAUUGUCACUUCGCCAGCGGCGCCCGCCAACUUUGGCGUGGCGCUCCCACGCGCAACGAAACGAGGAUUGAGAGGGGCAGGCGGAGGCGGGUGAUGAAGAGGAGAAGCAGCAAGAGGAGAGACAGGCGUAGGCAGGCCCACACUUUUGGCCGACGUAAGAGACGGGUCUCACGCGAGACGACAUGGCGACCUUGCGCCGCAGCGUACGCGGGCCGCCCGUCUGGCACGCUGCAUUGGAAACGAGGGCACCUAAGCGAGCCCCUACGCGGCGAAGACGACCCUGAUUUCUUCCGCGGCUCACUGGGGGCGGGCAUGAAACGAGGAAAAGAGGCCCGCCCGGCAGGGCGCGUUCUGCGCGGGCCGCUCUGGCCCGGCCGCCGGCGGGCGCGAAGGGAACACUAACAAAAAACAAGACUAAGCAAAACGGCGCAGCGGAAUCGGGGGGGGUGUCGGAGGGAAGGGCUGGCGAGGCCGGCCCGGCGGCCCUCAAGCGCACGAGGCGCUGGCAACAAGGAGGAAACCACUUACAGCACGUCGCGACAGCAACAUCGACACGGACAAAGCGGAUCGCAAGAUCCGCCACCGUGCCCCCCGGCACGCUGAGGCGCGGUAGGAUGCCAAAA
This is a messenger RNA of Prorocentrum cordatum, 1322 nucleotides long. NCBI's taxonomy places the organism in Eukaryota, Dinophyceae, Prorocentrales, Prorocentraceae. The record is from the annotation of a GenBank genome assembly.